AUGCCUCCCACCGUCCUUCCGGCUUCCGGAAAUCCACUGGUAUUCUUCGACAUCACACUUGGAGGUGAACCCUUGGGCAGAGUCACCUUCGAGCUCUUCAAGGAUGUGGUGCCCAAGACGGCAGAGAACUUCCGCCAGUUCUGCACCGGCGAGUCGAAGAAUCACCUGGGAAGACCACAGGGCUACAAGGGGUCCAAGUUCCACCGCAUAAUUCCCGGCUUCAUGUGCCAGGGCGGCGACUUCCUCAACGGAGAUGGCACAGGCUCGACUUGUAUCUAUGGCUUGAAGUCGUUCGCUGAUGAGAACUUCAAUUUGAAACACGAACAACCAGGGCUGCUAUCCAUGGCGAACGCAGGGCCCAACACCAACGGAUCCCAAUUCUUCAUCACCACGGCGCCCACGCCUUUCUUGGAUGGCAAGCACGUCGUCUUCGGGAAGGUAGUCGACGGCUUUGACAUUGUUCAGAAGAUGGAGCACACAAAGACAGGCUACAAGGGCAAGGAUGUCCCAAACAUGGACGUAGUCAUCUCCCAGUGUGGCGAGAUGUAA
Messenger RNA from Phialemonium atrogriseum, 549 nucleotides. Its product is annotated as peptidyl-prolyl cis-trans isomerase H. The transcript is spliced from 5 exons. The record is from RefSeq and is a predicted model, not a curated record. The coding region runs from base 1 to 549 and encodes 182 amino acids. Gene Ontology annotation, biological process: protein folding; protein peptidyl-prolyl isomerization. Gene Ontology annotation, molecular function: peptidyl-prolyl cis-trans isomerase activity. Gene Ontology annotation, cellular component: intracellular membrane-bounded organelle. NCBI's taxonomy places the organism in Eukaryota, Fungi, Ascomycota, Sordariomycetes, Cephalothecales, Cephalothecaceae.